AUGUUUUUCUGGUCGGUAACAAGACGUGCAAUUAUCUCGAUUCUCCUCAUUUCUCUCUUAGUCAGCGUAUCAUUAAUUAUUCAAACAGUGAAAGUCUUGCCUCCUGAACUGGCGAAACCACCAAGAAGACCGGUCAUAUUCUCAAAUCGAUCCUUGAAUAUCGAAGAUCGAAGCUUGUCUACUGACGAUGUAGCUAUUCUAUGUUUAAAUAUGGCAGAUUACAUUGAUAAAGAACAGCAUUUACCCAUAUCUCCAAUAAUCUUUUCGCCAACAUUUCAGACGCCGCGAAUUUUCCGUUUUCCUUAUCGUUACUCGAAUUGGAAAUCGUCAACUACUCUUCCUCGGGCACUGACAACAUGUGAACACAAUCUAGCCAUGCACUUACUGAUAAUCAUCGAUCGAAUAUGUCGCCGACACAAGAUUACCUAUUUUAUGAGCGAAGGAACAUUAUUAGGUUCGAUUAGACAUCAUGAUAUUAUACCAUGGGAUGACGAUAUAGAUAUUAUGAUGUCUGAAGAACACCGACAGUUGUUUACCGACACAUUAUAUGAAAUGAAUAGUACUUUAUUAAGUUUCGUUGUAGUCGGUGGAAAUACAAAAGAAAAUCAGUAUUACAAAGUAUCUUUCAAGAGUAGUCCAAGUGCCGGAGGGUAUAAAUGGAGUUUCCCGUUUGUUGACGUUUUCUUCUAUACACAAAAUGACACGUAUCUAUGGAAUCUCAAGUAUCCGGACACAGUUAGUAAAUUGAAACAUGUCUUUCCGUUAAUAUUAAGACCUCUUGGACAACUAUGGUUACCGUCACCAAGAAAACCGGAGCGAUUUUUUCGAUUCGAAUGGUCUACUGAAUGUGUUGGUCAUUUUUGGGAUCAUCGAAUAGAGAAAGGAAAACAGGAGGUCAGAGUCAAAUGUGAUGAGCUCAAAGAUGUGUAUCCAUUCGUCGAACAAGCCAAUGAAACACAAAUGGCCGAAGUUUUAAAGAUCAAUGAUACAAUUUUACAUACGAUCAUAUUUAAAUAA
Adineta ricciae is the source of this 1017-nucleotide messenger RNA. The record is from the annotation of a GenBank genome assembly. NCBI's taxonomy places the organism in Eukaryota, Metazoa, Rotifera, Eurotatoria, Adinetida, Adinetidae.